AGCAGGAGGUUGACCUUUACGUGCAAAUGCAUCUAUUUUUUCUUCUUUGUUGCUUCCUGGAGGCUGCAACCUUCAACUUCCUACAAUACAAAAUGAACAUUCCAGGAAGGGAACUCGGCAAACUUUCAUCAGUUUCCUUCUUCUUUGAAGUUCAUCCUUUGUCCUGCAAUAACAUCGUUUCUUUUCGACUCUGAUCUACGAGCAAGCACUUCUUGUGGUUGCAGGAGAUCAGAGAGCGAUAAGAAAAGAUGGUGUUCAAGGCUAAAACUCUCGAUCUCUCCGAAGACAUAAAGACUACCUUCCCUUACUCCUUACCUUCUUCUCCAGAAUCCACCAUCUGUCUUCCACUCCAUCACAGCUGCACACGCUCUAUUGCGGUUCGAGUUGCAGCUGGUGUUUCCCAGAUCUUCACUGCCCCUAGACUUGAGCCUGCUUGUCAGGAGAAACAGCUUAGAAGGUUCACUUACCAGGAACUGGAAAUAGCCACUGGUAAUUUCAGUAAGGAGAAUGUUGUGGGCCAGGGCGGCUUCGGUACGGUCUACAAAGGACGCCUAUCCUGUGGCUAUCCGGUGGCUGUGAAAAUUUUAAAACCAGUGUCUCUUCAAGGUAUGGCACAAUUCCGAGCAGAAGUGCAGGUGGGCAAAAUGGUCACGCAUCGAAAUGUGGUUUCCCUGAUUGGCUUUUGUGAGAUGACAGCAGAAUCCAACCAACUCUUACUUGUUUAUCCAUUCAUGGAAAAUGGAAGUUUGUCUUCUCGUUUGAAUAAACAUGCUGCAGAGUCACAAUCCCCAUUGGACUGGGGCACCCGGAAGCGCAUUGCCCUAGGAGUUGCGAGGGGGCUCUCUUAUCUGCAUGAUCACUGCUUUCUUAGGAUAAUUCACAGGGAUAUAAAGCCAUCGAACAUCUUGUUGGACGAGAAUCUCGAGCCUCGAAUUGGAGACUUUGGCUUGGCUAAGUUCAUGGAUCAUAAGCUGCAGGCUGGGCUCUCUAAUCAGAUGCCGGAUCACAUGGCUGGGAUUAGAUCAGGAAGCCAAAUAAAGCAACACUCAGGAGAACUCUUGGACAAUCAUUCCGAGAGGAUGACCAAUCGAAUUGUUGGCACGUACGGGUAUAUGGCUCCGGAGUAUGUUUUGGAAGGGAGGUAUUCACCGAAGACUGAUGUUUUCGCUUAUGGGAUCAUGCUUCUUGAACUCAUCUCUGGCUGUAGCUUCGUGAAGCUGCGUUUGCUAGCCAACUCUGAGGAUAAUGUUUGGCUACCAUUAGAUUGGGUCAAACAGCUAGUAGAUGCCAGGAACUUCGACAGGAUUAUAGAUAGCAUUAUGAGGUGCAAUUAUAGUGAGAGUGAGAUCGAGAAACUGAUCAAACUGUCUGUCAUCUGCAACCAAUUUCAUUCCCCAGCAAAAAGACCCAACAUGUCCGAGGUAGUCGGCAUCCUCGAAGGAAGCAGUGACAGCUUGGACAACAGAUGGGAGGAGCUUCAACAAAACCGGGAGGAGUCCGCGUAUCGCCCAGAGUUUUGGUCUUCCCAUUCUGGCAGAGUUUUUGAAGACACUGCUUCCCACCUCGAUCCGGAGGAAUUGUCUGGUCCUAGAUGAUUUUUUUUUUUUUAUGAUUAUGAAAUAGCUAAAGCCGCUACCAAUGGCAUUAGAGUCAUGAAAAAUUAUUGAAGCAUUUUGUCAAUGGCACGCUUCCUCAAGUUGCUUGUGAGGUUUAUGAAUAUGUUAGCGUGUUUUUACUCUGAUGUUAAGUCAGUCGAUGGAUCAUUACUUACAAA
Punica granatum (pomegranate) is the source of this 1774-nucleotide messenger RNA. Lineage: Eukaryota; Viridiplantae; Streptophyta; Magnoliopsida; Myrtales; Lythraceae. The record is from RefSeq and is a predicted model, not a curated record.